Messenger RNA from Raphanus sativus (radish), 3189 nucleotides. Its product is annotated as probable disease resistance protein At1g61300. Gene Ontology annotation, molecular function: protein binding; ADP binding. NCBI's taxonomy places the organism in Eukaryota, Viridiplantae, Streptophyta, Magnoliopsida, Brassicales, Brassicaceae. The record is from RefSeq and is a predicted model, not a curated record.
GUAACUGAGUGGUCCGAAACUAGAACAGCUAAUGUUUUUUCGUCUUAUUGGAGCAUUAUGUUAUCUCCAAUAUUUUAGCCUAAAACACUAGCUCAGCCUCAGCUUUUACUGAUAUUUUUCUCUCUUUCAAUCACCAUGAGGAAUUGUGGGUCUUUUCAAAUUCUCUUGUGAUGAAACUUUGUUGCUUCUAAAACACUUCAAUCUCUAGCUUUGCUGUUGCUUACUGAAUAUUUUCACUCGAUCUAUUAUCACCAUGGGGACUUGUUUGUCUAUCCAAUUUUCUGGUGAUAUUGGUCAAUCGCUGGAUCGUAUCUUUAGAUUCAGAAACCUUAAGAAGAAUCUCAAUGAUCUGGAUAGGGAAAUGAAAUAUCUCACAGCAAUUAAAGAUGAGGUGAUGAACAAAGUUACGAGGGAGGAAAGGCUACCACAUACACAAAGGCGUCCAACUGUCAGGGAAUGGCUUGCACGUGUGGAGGAGGUCGAUACACGGUCUACUAAUCUGGUUAGUACUAGUACCGCUCAGCUUCAAAAUCUGUAUCUUUGUGGUUUAUGCUCAACAAAUGUACGUUCUAGCUACAAUUAUAUGGAAAGCGUAUUAUUGUUGUUGGAAGAGGUUACGAAACUCAUAGAUGAUGGCAAAUUUGAAACGGUUACUGAGUUGACUCCGACACCUGAAGUCAUGGAGAGGCCUACAUGGCAUACGGUUGGCCAGGAGGAAAUGCUCGAGAGAGCAUGGACACGACUUAUGGAUGAAAAUGUCGGAAUCAUGGGUCUUCACGGUAUGGGUGGCGUAGGGAAAACUACCCUCUUCAAGAAAAUCCACAAUAAGUUCGCUGGAAUAGCUGGAGAGUUUGACACUGUGAUAUGGGUCGUGGUGUCUCAAGGCGCAACUAUUACAAAGGUUCAAGAAGAUAUUGCACAGAAGCUACACCUUUGUGGCGACGAAUGGACAAAGCAAAAUCAAAGUGAUAGAGCCGCAGAGAUAUACAGUGGUUUGAAAAAGAAGAGAUUUGUGCUGAUGCUAGAUGAUAUAUGGGAGAAAGUGGAUUUAGAAGCCCUCGGAGUUCCGGAACCGACCAGAGAAAAUGGAUGCAAAGUAGCAUUCACCACCCGUUCUAGGGAGUAUGGUAAGAGCAUGGGGGAUCAUGAACCGAUGCAAGUCAAGUGUUUGAAAAAAGAUCAAGCAUGGGAAUUGUUUAAAGGCAAGAUCGGAGACAAUACAUUAAGAAGAGUCCCUGUUGAGCUCGCUAGAAAGGUAGCUGAUAAAUGUCAUGGUCUGCCGCUAGCGCUCAGUGUUAUUGGCGGGACAAUGGCAUCUAAAACUACGGUACAAGAAUGGGAGGAUGCAAUCGAUACUUUGACUAGAUCCGCUAGAGAGUUUUCUGACAUGGAAAAUGAUAUUCUUCCAAUUCUGAAGUUCAGCUACGAUAACUUGAAACAUGAACAUAUCAAGUCAUGUUUCGUCUAUUGUGCUCUGUUUCCAGAAGAUUAUCUAAUAAAAAAAGAAAGGUUGAUAGAGUAUUGGAUAUGCGAAGGAUUCAUGGGGGAGUACCAAGAUUUAAGAAUAGCAAUUAAUAAGGGUUAUGGGGUACUCGGCACCCUUACCUGUGCAAAUUUACUGAUGGAAGUUGACACAGAAACUGUUGUGAUGCAUGACGUAGUUCGUGAGAUGGCUCUAUGGAUUGCUUCCGAUUUGGGGAAAAACAAAGAGAAUUUUGUUGUGCAAGCAAGAGUCGGAUUACGUCAAGUGCCAAGAGUCAAAAACUGGGGAGCUGUGAGAAGGAUGUCAUUAAUGGGCAAUGAGAUUGAAGAGAUGACUUGCAGUUCCAAGUGUUCUGAACUUACAACUCUGCUCCUCCAGAAAAAUGAUUUGAAGAACCUCUCAGGUGAAGUGAUACAAUAUAUGCGGAAGCUACUUGUUUUGGAUCUAUCAUAUAAUGACAGCAUCAAGGAACUUCCAGAGCAGAUAUCGGAGCUGACCUCCUUGCAGUAUCUUGACUUGUCCCAUACACCUUUAGAGCAACUUCCCGUUGGUUUUCAAGAGUUGAAAAAGCUAACUCACCUGAAUUUGACUAGUACAUACGAACUUUGUAGUAUCAGUGGGAUAUCAAAGUUGUCGAGUUUAAGAAGUUUGAAACUAUUUGGUUCUAACGUUGAAGGGGAUGUUAACUUAGUGAAGGAGCUGCAGCUUUUGGAGCAUCUACAAGUUCUAACCAUAAAUGUAUCUACAGAGUUGGGUUUGGAGCAAAUAUCAGGAGAUCGAAGGUUGGUGAACUGCAUCUAUCGUCUGAGUACUCGCAAUUUUCAAGAAAAGCCAUUCAAUCUGUCGUUGCUGGUGAGCAUGAAGAAUCUUCGAGGGUUCUGGUUAACGAGUAUUCGCUCUGAUACGAAGUGGGAAGGUAGUGAGAUAGACUCGUCUGAUUUACUCAAUCCAAGACGUCCAUGCUUUACCAACCUCUCCGAAGUAUAUAUAGUUCGCUGCAGAAGAAUUAAGGAUCUGACUUGGCUAUUGUUUGCUCCAAAACUUAUCAGACUAAACAUUGAAAGUUCAUUUGAAGUAGAAGAAGUUAUAAACAAAGAGAAAGCAACAAAGCUUACAGGUCUUUCACCCUUUGAGCCCUUUGAGAAACUAGAAGAGUUAUACUUGGACAAGUUGCCUAGACUGGAGAGUAUCUACUGGAGUCCUCUUCCCUUUCAACUUUUGAAGCGAAUAAAGAUAGAAAACUGUCCAAAGCUGAGAAAGCUUCCCUUAAAGGCUACAAGUGUUUCACGAAUUGAGAAGCUUUCAAUAUCAAUUCAUCCUCGAGAACAGCAAACUGAGCUUGAAUGGGAGGACGAAGAUACCAAAAAUCGUUUCUUGCCUCUAAUCCUUAAGCGACUAUGGGUUUGAGGCCCAACAGCAUUCGAAGCCCACAGAACAGAUAAACGAGGCAACGGGACUAAACAUCCAUUACUCUGAACUGGGAUUCCUUACUGUCAGAUUGAGAAUCCACGCUUCUUCUUCUUCUGAUGUUUGGCUGUCAAUUUGUUACUCUGGACUGGGAUUCCUCACUCCAUCUUACGUACAUGUGGAGUGUAUUCUAUCAUUGUUUUUUUUCUUUACAUACUUAUCUCUGUGGAGUUUGUUGUGUUGUUGACUUGGAUUAUGUUAUCUAUUUUCCUAUUGUUCUACGUAAGAUGGAUUGUAUC